AUGAACAAAACACUGGUCCAGCCAGGGGACUCCGUGCGGUUCCAGUGCUCUGCUUUCUCCUGGGCCUGGGCCACCCGCAUCGUCUUCUGCAAGGACGGGGAGGAGGUUUUUACCCAGAGGGCCUUGGAGGAGAAGAACACCGAUAACUAUGAGCACGUGGUGUCCAGCGGCAGCUCUGGGAAUUACUCCUGUGGCUACGAGAUCAAGGACAGUGACCACCGGGUGUAUAGAUCACAGCUCAGCACUGCCCAGCACCUCAGUGUCACUGGUGCUCUCCCUGCCCCCAUCCUCUAUAUCAACCAGACGUCUGCCUGGCCAGGGGACACCGUGCGGCUCCGGUGCUCUGUGUUCUCCAGACCGUUGGCCACCCGCAUCGUGUUCUGCAAGGACGGGGAGGAGGUUUUUAUCCACAGGGUCUUGGAGGAGAAGAUGUCCUACGACUAUGAUCACAUGGUGUCUGGGGGCAGCUCGGGGAAUUACUCCUGUGGGUACGAGAUCCAGGACAGUGGCAACUGGAUGAACAGAUCUCAGCUCAGCCCUGCCCAACUCCUCAGUGUCACCGGUGCUCUCCCUGCCCCCAUCCUCUAUAUCAACCAGACGUCUGCCUGGCCAGGGGACACCGUGCGGCUCCGGUGCUCUGUGUUCUCCAGACCGUUGGCCACCCGCAUCGUGUUCUGCAAGGACGGGGAGGAGGUUUUUAUCCACAGGGUCUUGGAGGAGAAGAUGUCCUACGACUAUGAUCACAUGGUGUCUGGGGGCAGCUCGGGGAAUUACUCCUGUGGGUACGAGAUCCAGGACAGUGGCAACUGGAUGAACAGAUCUCAGCUCAGCCCUGCCCAACUCCUCAGUGUCACCGGUGCUCUCCCUGCUCCCAUCCUCUUCCUGAACCAGACAUUGGCCCAGCCAGGAGACUCCGUGCAGUUCCAGUGCUCCGUGGUCUCCCAGGCCCUACCCACCCACAUCAUCUUCUGCAAAGACGGGGAGAAAGUUUCAUCCCAGAGUGGCUCAGAGGCGAAGGUAAUUUACAGCUAUAAGCACAUGGUGUCCGGGGGCAGCUCCGGGCGCUAUGCCUGCGGGUACGAGAUCAAGGACAACACUCAGAUGACCAGAUCCCAGCUCAGCCCUGCCCAGCAUCUGAGUGUCAUCGGUAAAGGUGCUCUCCCUGCUCCCAUCCUCUUCCUGAACCAGACAUUGGCCCAGCCAGGAGACUCCGUGCAGUUCCAGUGCUCCGUGGUCUCCCAGGCCCUACCCACCCACAUCAUCUUCUGCAAAGACGGGGAGAAAGUUUCAUCCCAGAGUGGCUCAGAGGCGAAGGUAAUUUACAGCUAUAAGCACAUGGUGUCCGGGGGCAGCUCCGGGCGCUAUGCCUGCGGGUACGAGAUCAAGGACAACACUCAGAUGACCAGAUCCCAGCUCAGCCCUGCCCAGCAUCUGAGUGUCAUCGGUAAAGGACUGACCAUGUCCCCUGCCAUCUGGGCCACCCGCUGCAUCCUGGUCCUGCUGCUCCUGGUGUCUGCGCCCGUCAUCACCUUCGUGCUGGAGAAACGGAGCCUGACCCGACUGCAGGGCUAG
This is a messenger RNA of Pelodiscus sinensis (Chinese soft-shelled turtle), 1572 nucleotides long. NCBI's taxonomy places the organism in Eukaryota, Metazoa, Chordata, Testudines, Trionychidae. The record is from RefSeq and is a predicted model, not a curated record.